AUUUUGGACAGAUCCUAUUUUACUCAUAUUUUUUACUUGUCGCACAAAGUUUAACCCUAAAUAAUUUCGCCCUAAGCUUUUGACGGCAGAGCGGCGGUCGGGAGAGUCUCUAUUGACAAUGCCGGAAGGUCGACGGUUGGGAUUUUAGACUCACUUCCGGGACGGGGUUUGAGGUCGGCUCGAUCGUAAGGCUAAGAUAAAUGACCGUCGGUGGUGGUGAUCAGAGAUGAGUCCGGUGCAUGUAAAUUGAAGAAGGAGAAGAAACAAGCUCGGUGAAGGUGAGACGAUGAACCAGGGAGGAAGGAAACGCUUCUAGUUCUUGCACACGAGAAGCAAAAUUAACGCGUUUAUCUGAAGUUGAACGUUGUCCUGGACUAUGACCGACAAAUCUCUUUCUUCUUUGUGAACCUUCCUCAACCCUCUCACUCUUUGUUUCCACCAUGGGAGCCACCUAGCGAGCGUCUACCUCCACCUCUGCUCUCAUUCUUGCACGUGGCGUUCCCAAAUGCUGGAAUCUGCCUGCAUUGCCACCGCUUAUGUUAUCCAAUCCCGUUUUAAAGGCGCUAUAUUGUAUGAAUUACACGAUGCUUUAAUCAAUUAUUUUGUUCAUAGCAUCUAUUGCCGACAUACCCAGUUCUCGAUUUGCUUUUCUGGAGCUUAAUCUGAUUCUUUUAGAUCUUGGGUUUCACAUUAAGCAUUCUUUACAUCUUUAAUAUCUACCCAAUUAUCCAUUUCUUUGCUGGGAAUGGACAUUUCUGGUGGAGUUUGUUCUCCUAGAAUUAGGUCUGAUAGUUUGAGGAAAGAGGGAUCCGAGGAAAUCCCUUUGCAAGGUUUAGAGAUGGAAUUGUCUUCUGAUGUCGGUCAUGAUUAUCAAAUUCAGUCGAUGAAUGCGUUGGAUAUCAUGAGAGAGACCGUGAGGAUUCUUCGUUUUAACUCUUGGGGUUUCAUGGGGAUAAUGACUUUGCUCAUUUGUCCUGUUUCUGCUGUUAUUUUGUCUAAGAUACUAGUAAAUGAGUCCAUUGUGCAGAGACUUGCUCUGAAACUAAUGUUGGUUGCUCAAACUAGUGGUUUCUCUCUUACAACUUUCAUCAAAGACUCUAGCCAUCGUUUUGCAGAGACGAUGGUUUCUUCAGUCAUAUGCUUCCCAUUGUAUAUCACAUUGCUCUUAUCGUCAAAAGCUGCAGUAUUUUACACUGUAGAAUGUACUUACUUGAGAAAACUGUUUGAUGCGUCGAAGUUUUGCACGGUCAUUGCUAAGUUAUGGAGGCCAAUGGUUUCGACAUAUGCAUGGACUUGCACAGCUAUAGUAGGUUGCAUCAUCUUGUUCGCUGUUUUUCUAGUAGCUUUCUGCAGUGCAUUUUCUGUUCUUGGUUUUCCAUCAGAGAUGGUUGUGUGGGCUGUAAUGGUGGUUGGGCUAGUUUUCUCAGUCAUAUUUGCCAAUGUGAUUAUCAUUUGCAAAGUUGCUCUUGUAAUAUCUAUGCUGGAGGAUGUUUCAGGAGCACAAGCAAUGUUGAGAUCUAAAGUUUUAAUCAGCGGUCGAACUCAGGUGGGUCUUGUGAUCUUUCUUGUUUCUGCUAUAGGAAUGGCCUUUGUAGAGGGAUUGUUUGAGCACAGAGUAAAGACAGUGAGCUAUGGUGAUGGAUCUUCAAGGAUGUGGGAAGGACCACUCUUGGUGAUAAUGUAUUCCUUUGUUCUGCUUGUAGAAUCCAUGAUGAAUGCAGUGUUCUACUUCAGUUGUAAGUUUUCUUAUAAGGAGACCUCAGAUGUUGAAGGCGACUCAGUUUCAGACACCAGAAAGGUCGUAUCUGCUGAAUCAGUGGGCAUUCAAUGAGGUAGCCAAUUUGAUUUUGGUAUCAUAAAUUGAAUUGGUAAAAUGAAGAAGGGAACCACAUGACAUUGUCCCUGGCAAAUUAUAGCAUCAUAGAGGAGCUUUGCACUGAUUCCUCUUCAACGCAUUGAAUAUGUAAGCUAUAAAGAGUGGAUGAAUUUGAAUGGCUUUCAAGCAAGUGACAUAAAGGCAGGUUAUUAGUGGUUUUCAGGUUAUUAUUUGAAUGGCCUUCUGUGUUUUCAAAUCUAGAGAAACAUAAAGGCAGGUUAUUAGUGGUUUCUUUUUCUGCAAUGUUGUAGAAAAAUCUGUUAUUUGUGUGUACAAAAUGGUAGACUUUUUAAUUUGAAUAUUCUACAUUUAUGUACUCAUGCAUUUGAUCAGAGAGUAACACAAGAACGUGAUUGUAUAUGGAGAACCUAUCUCUUCUUUACACCUACUAUUUCUUAUUUCUUUAUCUUUUUCUCUGGAAAUGUAUGUGUUGCCUGUUGGAUUGAUCUUGCAUAUCAAUAUCAUUGGUGAAUCACAAUCAUUUUAUUAGGAAA
Prosopis cineraria is the source of this 2370-nucleotide messenger RNA. RefSeq lists its product as uncharacterized. The transcript has 2 exons. The coding region runs from base 746 to 1831 and encodes 361 amino acids. Lineage: Eukaryota; Viridiplantae; Streptophyta; Magnoliopsida; Fabales; Fabaceae. The record is from RefSeq and is a predicted model, not a curated record.